Messenger RNA from Gymnodraco acuticeps, 6470 nucleotides. It is a transcript of the gene cpne7, whose product is annotated as copine VII. Gene Ontology annotation, cellular component: plasma membrane. The transcript is spliced from 17 exons. Gene Ontology annotation, molecular function: calcium-dependent phospholipid binding. Bases 850 to 2541 code for a protein of 563 amino acids. Gene Ontology annotation, biological process: cellular response to calcium ion. The record is from RefSeq and is a predicted model, not a curated record. NCBI's taxonomy places the organism in Eukaryota, Metazoa, Chordata, Actinopteri, Perciformes, Bathydraconidae.
AAACCCACGCUAGAUAUUCAUUUAGCUCUGAGCGUUAACUGGGUAUUUUAAAGAUUGCACAUUUGCAGCGGAGUUGAUUCAAUGUGAUGAAUUAUUAGGAAAGCAAUUGGUUGCGUUUCCUGUAUCGCUUUCAUUGUCAAGUUGUUGGAUAGAAUCGGUAGCGGACGUGUUGCUUAAGGAAGAGAUUUCCUUUACAUUACAACUUUUGUUUCGGGGUCAUAUUUUAUGGAUGCUGAUUGUUUUCCGAGCUUUUUUUUAGUUAAGUUUGACGUUGAUGCUUUUGGGUAACAUCUGAUCAGAGCUGGCAAAGGAAAACCCGGGCGCUGUCUCUGGUGCUGGAAAACACUUCGUUUGUCUCCUAAGAAUGGGACAAUUACAGUGAAGCAUGCUGGUGGAACAUUUAAACCCCCGCCCUUAUUACUUUCCAUUCCUUUAAAACAGUUAGAUAUGGUCAGACAACAUUUGCUCUAGGACACUUCAGCAGGGCGAAUGCUUGCCACGUGAAACAAAAUAAGGUCCUUUUUCUCAGGUGUACACCAUCCUCUGACCAAUAAAGCCACUCCAUGUGUAUGGAUUAUUUAUUCUAUCCACCACUUUCACUUGUUUGCCCAUUGUUAAAGGAGGGGGGAACAAUGUUUGCAUUGAGAACAGGGAUCUGAUCGAGGCUCCUGAAAGCACUACCCCGGCACCUUCAUGUCCCAUCUCUCGUCAUUACCGAGUGAAAAGAGCCAGUCUCCUGUGAGCACACGUCUUUACUGAGAUCCCUCGACACACAACUACAUCUUCCCAUCCCUCUGCGCUACAUCGUACUGCUUCACUGGUUGGCAGUCCCUCUCACCCUGAGCCAGGAUGAAUGAUGUUCUGGAGGCCAUCUCCCCGGCGACCAGCCUCAGCGGUCCGGCUACCUGUGUGUCCAAAGUAGAGCUGCGUGUGUCUUGCAAAGGCCUGCUGGACCGAGACACGCUGAACAAGUCAGACCCAUGUGUCAUACUCAUGGUGCAAAACAACGGACAGUGGACAGAGCUGGACAGGACAGAAGUGAUCAAGAGCAACUUGCACCCGGUCUUUGCCAAGGUUUUCUCAUGGGACUACUACUUUGAGGAGGUUCAGAAGCUACGAUUUGAAGUCUAUGACAUCCACGGCACUCACAGCAUCGGGACCCGAGAUGAUGACUUCCUGGGUGGGAUGGAGUGUACUCUUGGCCAGAUUGUGGCCCAAAAGAGGAUGGUGAAGCCUUUGUUGCUAAAGUAUGGGAAAUAUGCCGGCAAAUCUACCAUCACAGUGCACGCUGAGGAAAUUUCAGGCAACAACGGAUACGUGGAGCUUUCCUUCUGUGCCAAGAAGCUCGAUGAUAAGGAUAUCUUCAGCAAAUCUGACCCUUUUCUGGAAAUAUACCGAGUCAAUGACGAUCUAUCAGAACAACUCGUGCACAGAACUGAGGUGAUUAAGAACAACCUGAAUCCUGUGUGGGAGCCGUUCAAAGUGUCUCUCAUAUCUCUGUGCAGCUGUGAUGCAGAACGUAAGCUCAAGUGCCUUGUGUGGGAUUAUGACUCCAGAGGGAAACACGACUUCAUCGGCGAGUUCUAUGCCACUUUCAGGGACAUGCAGAACAUUUCCAGUGGAAAUAAGGUGACAUGGGACUGUGUGAAUCCUAAGUACAAACUGAAGAAGAGAAACUAUAAAAAUUCAGGAGUUGUCAUCCUCAGUAACCUUAAGCUCCACAGAGUGUACUCCUUCUUAGAUUACAUCAUGGGAGGAUGCCAGAUUCACUUUACGGUUGCCAUUGACUUCACAGCCUCCAAUGGAGACCCGAGGAACAGCUGCUCUUUGCACUACAUCAACCCUUACCAGCCCAAUGAGUACCUGAAGGCUCUGAUAGCAGUGGGGGAGAUCUGUCAAGACUACGACAGUGACAAAAGAUUUUCAGCUUUGGGGUUUGGUGCCAGAAUCCCUCCAAAUUAUGAGGUGUCACAUGACUUUGCCAUUAACUUCAACCCAGAGGAUGAUGAAUGUGAAGAGAUCCAAGGAGUGGUUGAGGCGUACCAGAACUGCCUUCCUAAGAUCCAAUUGUACGGCCCGACCAAUGUUUCUCCCAUCAUUAACAGGAUAGCCAAACUGGCAGCAGGCGACGGCAACAUUAAAGACGCCUCUCGAUACCACAUCCUGCUCAUCCUCACGGAUGGUGUAGUGACGGACAUGGCAGACACACGUGAAGCGAUUGUGCGAGGCUCCUACCAGCCUCUCUCCAUAAUUAUUGUUGGAGUGGGCAAUGCAGACUUCACAGACAUGCAGAUUUUGGAUGGAGAUGACGGAGUCCUACGUUCACCCAAGGGCGAGCCAGUCCUCAGGGACAUUGUGCAGUUUGUGCCCUUCAGAGACUUCAAAACGGCUUCCCCUGCAGCCCUGGCCAAAUGUGUUCUUGCAGAGGUGCCCAAGCAAGUAGUGGAGUACUACAGCCAUAGGGCCAUCUCCCCAAUGUGUCCAAUUAGUGAGUCGCUGACCCCCGUCCUCACCCCUAUUGCCACCACCCCAACAGAAUAAAACCCCAGCCUGCUCCUGGGACCAACCUUUGACCACAGCAUCAGUCCAGAACACUGAGAGGGAGAAAGGACGCAUGCCUCGCAAUUUUGGACAAGUACUGAAGCAAAAAGCUUUCUAAAUGUGUUGUUACUCAUUUAUUUCAUUCUUCACAAGUGUUUACAUAAGGACAGCACUACAGAGGCUGUUGGUUACAUGUGUCUGUUCGAUGUGGAUCCAGCGUUGUUCUCCCUGGCUUUGAAAACCUUGACCAUCCAGCAGCUUCAGUAUCAGUUCUGGAGGAUUGUGUUGUUUUUUACCCCACAUUUGUAUGCAUGCAGGCCAAUCCCUCAGUACUGAUCUAUCCAGCGGAUGCAGACUUAAAAUUCCUCACUGCUCAAGACAUUCAGCACCUCUACCCUCUCUAUUAUGUUACUGUUUUGCUUAUGUGACAUCUUCAGGUACUUUUGAAGAUAAACUGUACAGUACUGUAUGUUGCAAUCAAAAUGAUAUUGCUCAACUUGAAAAUACUGACAACAUUUAAUCCAGAUGUUAUAUAUAUAUAUAUAUAUAUAUGAAUUACAGGAAGAAAUGCUGCAUUCAGACCGAUUAAUACCUUGACCUUUCUUUAUGUACCUACAUUUUUCUGGCUGCAAUAUUGGCCUUAUAUUGGAUAACAAUACAACCAUAUUUCCAAAAGAACAAAGAUAGCAUAUUUAAAAUCAGUCAUUAUCAUGAGUUGAUUUGAAGUGGAAAAUCAAAAGUGAAAACUCUGUUUCUAAAGAGCACCAGCCAUUCUCAAUAGAAAAUCCUUAUUGAUACACCAUGAACCAUUAAUUACACCACCCCCACUUGGGGAAUAUGAAAGCAAGUAAUGCUGAGUGUCUGGGCUGUUAGCAGGUUGCCAAGUUAGUGUAUUCUGUGUAAAAUAUUGAUCAAAUCCACCAGUAAUUAGGUCUUAAUAAUGCCAGGUGAGGAAACAGCAGCAAUGGGGAAAUCCUGGAUUAGUUCCAAUAUGUCUCCCUUUGGACCUUGUACCUUGUACCUUCUACAUCUGUGAAUCUUUAAGUGACUUCUGCUAUGUGUAAUAUUUGUUAUGGCUCGAGCUUGCGUAUGCUUCUUUCAGUUUCAAAAGGGAGCUCACAAGUCAUAAAAACAUGGAAAAUACAGCCAUGUAAUCAGCUGGCAUGUGUUUGGGUUUCUGCAGCAUAAGUUGCUUCUUAUGUUUUCUCCAAGAGAAGACAAAUGAUUCAGUGAGUUUGGUGGCUUUAGUAUAAACUGUGAGAAUGAUCCUUCAUGUCAAAUGAAUACUUUCCUUUUGAAUAGUCUGCUAUUGUCCUUCACAUUCCUGCUCUGUUUUUCUUCUUCUUUGUGCUGCUUUUUAUACGCAAUAUCAUUUAACUCGAUGUUUUGUAGGGAAUUUAAGUGGAGUGCAGAGUUUAGAUCCAAUGAAAGCACAAAGCCGAUUAAAACAAGUGCUUCAAUACACACGCUAAUGUUCAUCAAACCAGCUCUGGAAUGUGUUAAAUUUGACGUUUGCUCAUGUUUUGUACAUGUGCGUCUCACGAACAAACUUUUUCUGUGAAUCUGUGCUUUUCAUUUUCAAGAAUUUCUUGCCUGAAUCUCUAACCUUCACUUUAACUUACCUUGUCAGGGUUGUGCAGAUUGUCGUCAUAGUGUUCAGUGCGUAGUCUGUAACAGUUCACAUAAAGCUGUACCAUGUUGCGGCCUCAGUAUUUUCCCAAAAUGUUGGCCUCUAACAAAACAAGAAAUGAGAGAUGUCACAUAUUAUUACAAUUUGAAGAAGUGCAUAAAAGUCAAUUGAACGAGAAAGUAAAAAAAGUUGCAAAGACAUUCUCAAAAGGCAUCCUCCUGGCAUUCAAACCUUUUCAUCACUUAUGCAAGGCACCUCUAAAUGAUUCCUUCCUAUUUACAAAAUAUGGAUGGGUUUACCUUAAAUCUGGACUGGAAAAUGAAUAUUCAAGAUGUAUCAAGAGCAAACCUUUCACAAAUCUAUUUGAAAUUUGAAUUUAAUAUAAUAAUACAAUUAGAAUCUUUUGCACUUACCUUGGUUUUGAAAUUGCAAAUGCAAAUUAGUAUUUUCAUUUCAUUUAUAGGUAAAACAUACACCUUACAGAUUCAAAGAAAUUAUAUCUGGUCAAAUUAUUUUAUGAAUGAAAGUCAAACAUUGGUGCCCUUAUCAGCUGGCUAACUGAGAAGCAUAAGUGACUUAAAUGCAAAAGUGUGUAAAAUCCUCAGAGUUCACCGAAUAGGUUCAACCCUAACUAUGUUUUGCUUGAUUGGUUUUCUCUUCCAGUAAUGCCUCUAUACCUUAUUCACCUGCUUGUUGCUCUUAUAUGUAUCUUAUAUGCUAUAUUUGUGCUCUGAAUGGUGACUAAUUCACUUGGCCAAAAGCCAUUUAAUACAUUGGAAGACUCUUCUCAAACAUACACAUAUCCACCCCCAAGCUACAUAUAUUAAUCUGACUUUGAUUUGUCCUCUAGAGCUUUACCAGUCCUCCCCAGAUACAGACUAUUGAUUUCUUAUGAAUACACCUAAACACAGCAAGCUCUGCUGUUGGCUGCUCUCUGAACUCCUUUGAAGAUCACAACUAUCGAGGAUUCCUCUGUCGCUGUGGAUCAUAGGACGAGUCCGAUCGAUUCAGCAGGCCUAGAUAUGGAGCCAUAUCAGUAAAUGAUGUGGAGGGACUUUGGUCUCACAUCUGAAGUUAGAGGCUAUAAUAAUUGUGUUACUAUACAUGUUUUAUUGAUAAACCUUUUUACAACACAAAAAGUAUGAAAACAUAUUCUGAUAACAAAAUUAAUAUCAUAAAAAAGCAUUUAUUUAUGAAACCAGCCUUAUGAUCACCUACAAAUCCUUGGAGACCACCUUAUUGCAUUGCCUCAGGUUAUGAGCUGCAUCGGCUCAAGUGGUUCAUUACCCUGUCCUCUUGACAUUUCCAUGAGAUAUGAUUCUACAAUCUUAGAACAUACAAAAUGGUAUUCCUUUAUCGGAUAGGAAUUUUAUUAUUUGUAUUUAUUUCAUAUUUUUGUUCUCUGAUAAGUAAUCAAAAAAUGCCAAAAUAGUUUUUUUCUAAGUUCAAAUAUCAAAACACUGUGCCAAUAACAUUUGUUAUGUUCUCCUUGAGCUAUCUGAAAUAUGAAAUAUUUCCAGAUGUUUUAUGUAAUUCAUAUAGAGUGAUGCAUGGGUCUUUAAUGCCUUGCCAGAUUUGCCCUAAACUAACAACGCUUGAGACCUUUUUGGAAAAAUAUUUGUUAAAUUCCUUAUCUUUUCUCAUUACCAGUUUCAUUGCACAUAUGUAUUAUUGUGUGGUUAUGUUCAGUAGCUAGCAGAACCCAUUUGGUGUUGCCACUUUAUAAAAAGUAAAAUCCUUCAUGUUUUGAUGGGAAACCAUCAUUUGUGCCACAGUGUUGCAAACACAGUGAGCUGAAACACUGGAGACUAUACAAACACAGUUUGUGUGGCCAUCUUACUCUGCAGAUUAAAAAGAGCUGGAAAUAAUUAAUUGAGCUGCUUAUUUCCCCUUAUCUCAUUGCACCAUUGUCCGACAAAAUGAACGAGGCAUAGGUUUUACACCGCACUGAUGCAUUUGACAUUUUUCACAGACAGUCUUUGUCUCUCUCUCUCUCUUUCCCCCAUCCACCGUUAAUCAGGACAAGGUUUACAACCCAUAAACAUAAUGUGCAACUGGUGUUACUGCAGACCGUGUGGGUGAGAAGCAACCCAUGCGUCAUUAGUAAAUAUUUGAUUUGUUCAAAAGGAAGAAAGGGAUUUAUUGCAUGCUUUCUUUUAUUGUUAAGCUGUGCUAUGCAGUCAUUCCGUUGGGUCGUAAGAUAUGCUAAUAUGCAAGCCUGCAUUUGCACAAACUUCUGUUCUUGUAGUUUACGCUCUCUGUCUUGCAAAUAGAUGAAUAAAUCUAAUCCUUAAACUGA